UGCCAUUCUGAGCCUGUCAACAGAACACAUGUCUCCUCCGCGUUGCUGUUGAAACUCAAUUAUGCCAAAGCUUUGUGGUUUAAAGUUUCCCACAGACUGUGCGUCUCUUCCGGAAGGCUUCUGGUCAGCUGUGGGCGUGUGGGUAAAGAAACCUCAUGUUGUGAACAAGCGUCUUUGCGGCGUUACAGUGACGCAUAGUAAAGAAGCGGGUAAUGUGCCGAGCCUGCUGCUCCUGGAGGACGCUCCUGCUCCUGGGCUGUCUCCCCAGGUGUUGUCCUUCCUGACCAGUGAGGUCUCACUCACACGGACACACGAGCAUCCCAAACCCUACUCUUCUAAUGUCAGGACGUUUGUUCCCAAAGUGAACAGUUAUGGGACAAGUCUGCAGAAAGAAGUUGUCGUCAGAGACUUUAUCAGACAACAGGCGACCUUUAUUCCCAUGGAAGAGGAUGCAGAUGGACGAGUAUCUCUAAAGGAGGACAAUGUUUAUCAGAUUCAGCUCUGCAAUGAGGACUGUGAGGGAUGGUCCCUGGAGUUGCAUGUCUUGUCGCCAGACACGUGGUUCUCUGAUGGUGUGGUGUACCCCAAGCUGCGAUGGCUGACCUCUGAUCUGCUGCCUAAACUGUUGCGUUGGGCCACCGAGUGCAAGAGCAGCGAGUUCAAGAGCACACUGUCGCUGCUGCCGGUGGAAAAGUACAGCCUUGUGUACCAGCAGCUGAAAGACAAGUACAAGGCCAUGGUGAAGGUUUGGCCCGAGGUGACGGAUCCUGAGAAGUUUGUCUACGAGGAUGUUGCCAUCGCCACAUAUCUCCUGGUGCUGUGGGCCCAGGAGCGAGAGGAGAAAGGUCUCGCGGGCAGACAGUCUUUUGUGGACCUUGGCUGUGGGAAUGGUCUCCUGGUUCACAUACUGUCCAGUGAAGGACACCCGGGCAAGGGCAUCGACGUUCGGAGGAGGAAGAUCUGGGACAUGUAUGGCAGCCACACCCUGUUGGAGGAAAAGGCAAUUACUCCCAGUGAGAGCUGCUUAUUCCCGGGUACAGACUGGCUGAUUGGGAACCACUCGGAUGAGCUCACACCAUGGAUCCCCAUUAUAGCAGCCAGGUCGUGUUACUCCUGCCGCUACUUUGUCCUCCCCUGCUGUUUCUUUGACUUCUAUGGAAAGUACCAGAGACGCCAGUGUAAGAAGUCUCAGUAUAAAGAGUACAUCGAUUUCAUCACUGAGGUCAGCCAAGUCAGUGGCUUCAACACGGAAGAGGACUGUCUGAGAAUACCGUCGACUAAACGGGUGUGUUUGGUUGGAAAGUCGAGAAACUACCAGCUAUCCGACGAGGCAGAGGCAGAGCAAAGAAGGGCUCAUUAUAUUCAGAGCAGGCAGAUCACACCUGGGGUCACAGUCCAAAGGUCAGACUUCAAGAAUGAUGGGGGCUGUUGCCAUGGGAACAAAGACGGCGACAUUACCUGCGGGAGCAGCUGGGGUGCCGGGUUCCAGCCCCGGGACAGGGUUGAAACGGUUAGAAACUGCGCCACUCUCCCCCGGGACAUUGUUGACGGUGUUGUCCUGCGGGUCGCUAACGUUCUUCUGGGAAUGACAGUGGAUGGCGGCAGGGGAUGCUCCACUGACUGGAACCAAGGAGGCAGCCUCUCUGUUAGCGAGGUCGCCGGGCUGUUGGAGCAGGAAACACUGCAGCUUCUGAAGAAGGAGUGCGGAGGCCUUCAGACGCUGCUCAAGAACAACCAUCAGGUGUUCAGAGUGGAAGGAGGGAGGGUGUAUAUAAGGGACUGGCGGGACAGGAAGUCUGUCAGGGUGGACACAAAGAGGAAACCUGUUGCUCCUGGUGCCCUCAAAACCCGCUCCUGCUGGUUUCACUCCCACCACCCUCAGGGCUGCCCUCUGCAGGCCGAACACUGUGCUUUUGCUCAUGGACCUGACGACCUCCGUCCCUCAACCAGACCUCAGAAGAGGAUAAAGAAUGAACACUUGAGUUGAAUUUCUUUCUUUAUUUUUCCCUCAAUUUAUUUUGAAAUGGUUCCCAACAAAUGACAAGAAAUAUGAUUUAAAACAACAAAAAAUACUGAUGAGUAAGUGAAGUGUUUUCAUACUCUGUACAUCAUAGGAUGAUCCAACCAGCUGGGAAUACUCCCGCAGCCAUUUUGGGUCUGAACAGUGUAAGUUUGAUGCAAUGUUGCAUCAUUUCUGAGAAAUGAAAUAUCACAGUGUCCUCAUCUUUCUGUGUGAAGCUGCCAAAAUGUGACGCUUCCUGAUGCUGCUUCAGGUUUCACUGCAGGGGUUUGCUGGCACUUCUCCUGAAAUUGAAUUUCAAAGGAUUGUGUUGUGGCUUUUUACUUAUUUAAGAAGUGGACUUUUAGAAAGUUGUAGUCCUCUGUUAUCUACACAAAGUGGAUGCUGCUUGUCAUGGAUUUUAUAGAGAAGGCGUUCACAGACGAGGCAGUGGAUGAAGUCCAAGCAGCGUUUGAACAAAGUAAAUGUUAGCAUUAUGAAUUAUUUGUUGGCAGGAGUUGAGGGGUGAGCUGCGUGUCAUUCCUCUCACUGCUGUGUGCCAUCAGCCUGUGACUCAAAUGUCAGCGACAGUAAGGCCCACCCAGGGACUGCAGUGGGGCGAUGAGAGAGAAGAGCGUCCUCAGGGGUUUGUUUUAUUUGUGUGACAGUCAAUAAUCAGACCGCUGAUGCCAUGAGCCAUGAGGAUGGACACGUCUUUGUUCAAUUCUGCACAUAGGCAAACCCUUUGUCGUAUCAUUUUCCAUUUCAUAUGCAGGUUGCUUCAUCACUUAACAUGUGUGUACUGUUUUUUGAGUCCACAGCAAAUUUGUCAUUUGGACAAUAAAGUCUAUCUUAUCUUAUA
Messenger RNA from Solea senegalensis (Senegalese sole), 2861 nucleotides. RefSeq names its product tRNA methyltransferase 44 homolog (gene trmt44). Gene Ontology annotation, molecular function: tRNA (uridine) methyltransferase activity; metal ion binding. The transcript has 11 exons. Gene Ontology annotation, biological process: tRNA methylation. Bases 62 to 1987 code for a protein of 641 amino acids. NCBI's taxonomy places the organism in Eukaryota, Metazoa, Chordata, Actinopteri, Pleuronectiformes, Soleidae. The record is from RefSeq and is a predicted model, not a curated record.